Molecule: messenger RNA, 1069 nt
Organism: Theobroma cacao (cacao)
Lineage: Eukaryota; Viridiplantae; Streptophyta; Magnoliopsida; Malvales; Malvaceae
Product: Mitochondrial transcription termination factor family protein
Biological process (GO): regulation of DNA-templated transcription
Molecular function (GO): double-stranded DNA binding
Source: RefSeq, a predicted model, not a curated record
UCAGUUUUUGGACAACCACUCCGGAAGCCAUCUCUGUGUCUCUCGACCAUGUCUGCAGCAGCUGCAACUGCAUUACAAUCUUCCCUAUGCAUCUCUUCUCAGAAGCCAUCAUCUUCCCCUGGAAAUUCCCAACAACCAAACAGCCUUUCAGCAGCAAAACCCAAAAGUCUCCUCCAUAAACACCCACUCUACUCAUCAACUCAUCAAAAUCUGUCCCUCCAAAUCAAAGAGAAAAUCUUAUGCCUUGAAAUCAUGGGCAUUGACUCAGGUAAAGCACUCUCUCUUAACCCUUCUCUUCACACCACUUCCCUCCAUUCUAUCCAUUCCAUAAUGUCCUUCCUCCAAUCCAAAGGCAUUCACCAAAAGGACUUCCCUAGAAUCUUUGGCAUGUGCCCCAAAAUCUUAACCUCUAACGUCAAAGCUGACCUUAACCCAGUUUUCAGUUUCCUCUCCCAAGACCUUCAUGUCCCAGAAAACAACUAUAGGAAGGUCAUUAAUAAGUGUCCAAGAUUGCUUACUUCAAGUGUCAGAGACCGGCUAAAACCAGCUUUGUUCUAUCUUCAAAGGCUUGGUUUUAAAGAUUUAGGGGCUUUGGCCUAUCAAGAUCCUGUGUUGUUGGUUUCUAGUGUGGAACAUACCUUGAUACCUAAACUGAAGUUCUUGGAAAGUAUAGGGUUUUCAACCAAUGAGGCUAAAAGUAUGGUGUUGAGGUGUCCAGGGCUGUUCACUUUCAGCAUAGAAAACAACUACAAGCCAAAAUUUGAGUACUUCAACGAGGAGAUGAAAGGGGAGUUGGAGGAGUUGAAGGAGUUCCCUCAGUUCUUCGCUUUUAGUUUAGAGAAGAGGAUAAAACCAAGGCACAUUGAAGUCAUGCAAAGUGGGGUUAAAUUGGGUUUGGCUAACAUGCUAAGAAGCACAGAUGAAGAGUUUAAAGAGUUGCUGAGGGAAGGAGGCAAUCGCUGAUGCAUGGAGAUGCUGUUUCACAGGACAAGGUGGACCCGUUUUCACUCGUUGCUCAUGAAAUGUCACUGGUUUCAAAGAGGUUGCGUUCAUCUGUAGUUGCUCAGGU